UGCUGUUGCGCACGUGCGUAGAGACGCACGAGCCAACAUGGAAGCGUGCAGUGUGGAGGAGCUGCUGGCCAAAGCCGAGCAAGACGAGGCGGAAAAGCUGAAGAGCAUCACCGUCCAGAAGGAGCUGGACCUGGAGUUCGACAUCGGGAACCUGCUCGCGUGUGACAAGAACCGCCUCGAGCUGCGGGACCUGAAGAAGGGGCAGAAGAAGCAGGACUUCCUCCGGUCGCUGGCGCGAGACAACACGCAGCUUCUCAUCAACGAGAUAUGGAAGCUCCCCACGGAGAGGGUCGAGGGGACCAUCGUGGCCAAGCUGCCCGCCCCCGCGACCCCGCUGCCCAGAGAGAAGCCCCCGCCGAAGCCGAGACCCCCGACGAAGUGGGAAGAGUUCGCCAAGCUGAAAGGCAUCCAGAAGAAGAAGAAGACCAACCUGGUCUGGGAUGAGAACGCGAAGGAGUGGAGGCGGCGGUGGGGCUACAAGCGGGCCAACGACGACACCAAGGAGUGGCUGAUCGAGGUGCCGCAGACCGCGGACCCCAACGAGGACCAGUUCGCCAAGCGGGUCAAGGCCAAGAAGGAGAGGGUGGCGCGGAACGAGUUCAACCGGCUGAGGAACAUCGCCAGGGCGCAGAAGGUCAAGGUCCCCGGCGCGGGGGGGCUGACCCCCAAAGCCCAGCAGUCCAAAGACGAGCUGACCCGGGCCGUGAGCGUGGCCAAGACCUCCACGGCCUCCAUGGGCCGCUUCCAGGAGCGCCUGCCCAAGGAGAAGCCGGCCAAGAGCUCCGGCAAGAAGAGGAAGUUCGAGCCCCUCAUCGGCGACUUUUCCAGCGAGAAGGAGAAGCAGCUGGAGCUGCUGAAGCUCAUGGAGAGCAAGAAGCCCAAGCUGGACAUCACCAAGGCGGUCAACAAGCAGCUGAGAGAGGAGGACAGCGAGGAGGCUGCGGCCAAGCACAAGAGGGGGGCCGGGAAGAAGAACCGCAGGAGCAACAUGGGAGGAAAGGGCAAAGGAAAGGGGGGCAAGGGCAGAGGGGGAGGGGGCAAACCUGGGGGCAAACCUGGGGGCAAACCUGGGGGGAAACCUGGGGGGAAACCAGGAGGGGGCAAGCCUGGGGCGGGGAGAGCAGGAGGGGGGAAGAAGAAAGGCAAACCUGGUAAACACUGA
Molecule: messenger RNA, 1162 nt
Organism: Salarias fasciatus (jewelled blenny)
Lineage: Eukaryota; Metazoa; Chordata; Actinopteri; Blenniiformes; Blenniidae
Gene: rrs1
Product: ribosome biogenesis regulator 1 homolog
Exons: 1
Coding region: 38-1162 (374 amino acids)
Biological process (GO): endonucleolytic cleavage in ITS1 to separate SSU-rRNA from 5.8S rRNA and LSU-rRNA from tricistronic rRNA transcript (SSU-rRNA, 5.8S rRNA, LSU-rRNA); ribosomal large subunit biogenesis; ribosome biogenesis
Cellular component (GO): preribosome, large subunit precursor; nucleus; nucleolus
Molecular function (GO): protein binding
Source: RefSeq, a predicted model, not a curated record